AUGCAAUUAUUAGACAAUGUACAUAGCAAUGAUGACAGAACGCUAUUUUAUUUACCGCAUCAUUGCGUAUUUAAAGAAACAAGUACUACGACGAAGCUAAGAGUCGUAUUUGAUGGAUCCUGCAAGUCAGAGUCCGGUACAUCUCUGAAUGAUAUUUUGAUGGUGGGCCCGGUGGUUCAGUCAGAUUUGAUUACUUUGUUAGCAAGGUUUCGUACAUUCAAAUAUGUUUUUACGGCCGAUGUAGUAAAAAUGUAUCGACAAAUACUCAUUGAUUAUUCGCAAACAUCAUUACAAUGCAUUUUAUGGCGAGAAAAUAUUGCUGAACCAGUUCGCACAUAUGAAUUAAAAACUAUCACGUAUGGUACCGCAUCUGCUCCUUAUUUAGCGACUAGAUGCUUAAAGUAUUUAGCAGAGUUGUAUCAGAACGAUCUACCAAUAGGUUCAAGGGCAAUCAUAGAUGAUGUUUACGUUGAUGAUUUACUGACGGGUGCACAUUCAUUAGUCGAGGCAAUGGUCAAACGUGAUCAGAUUAUUGCCAUUAUGUCAAAAGGUUGUUUCACACUUGAUAAAUGGUUCUCAAAUUGUAAUGAACUGUUAAAGGGAAUUUCCUACAAUUGCGGGCAAAAUUGCGUUUCGAUAAAUGAGAGUUCUGAAACUCGAAUACUCGGGUUGCAAUGGAAUCCGUACGAAGACUCUUUUAGAUAUACAGUAAAUGUGUCGAGUCUGCAAUCGAACAGCUCGAAGAGAAAUAUGCUUUCAGAAAUUUCGCGAUUGUUUGAUCCGUUGGGUUUGAUUGGUCCAGUCAUUCUCAUUGCUAAAUUAAUGAUACAGGACUUGUGGAAAUUGCAUUUGGAUUGGGAUGAGUCGGUUCCAUUGAGCAUACAUUCACGAUGGCUAGAGUACAAGACGCAGAUUUCAGGGUUAUCUGAAUUACGCAUUCCACGUAUGAUUGGUUUUACUGCUGACGCAUUAGAUGUACAGUUUCAUGGAUUUGCAGAUGCCAGUCAGCGUACGUAUGCAUUGUUGUUAUAUUGUGCUUGUUGUUAUAUUAGGAUAGGCAAUGCUCAAAGGAGUUUUCAAACUCGUUUGUUGGCAUCCAAAUCACGAGUUGCGCCAUCAAAGGCAGUUUCAUUACCACGACUAGAGUUGUGCGCGGCUCUAUUAUUAACACAGUUGCAGGAUAAGUUGCUAAAAGCAAUCAAUAUACAAUCACACAAAACAUAUUUUUGGACUGAUUCCACCAUAGCCUUGUCAUGGAUCAAGGCGUAUUCGCGUAAGUUUACGGUUUUCGUAUCAAAUCGUAUUGGUGAAAUUCAAAGAUUAACUAAAACAAGUGAUUGGCAUCAUGGGUCAACCAAAUGCAAUUCUGCAGAUAUGAUUUCCCGCGGGAUAAUGCCCCAGGAAUUAAUAAAGUCAAGUUUAUGGUGGAACGGUCCAGAGUGGUUGUCUUCGGAUGAGAGUGGCUGGCCCGAUUAUCAAUCACAAUGCGUUGAAUCAUUACCGGAUCAGCUAAAGCAACAACACUUUAGUCAAGAAAUUCAUGAUUUGAAGCAAUUAGGAGAGUUGUCCAAUACUAGCAGAUUGUUACCUCUCAAUCCUUUCAUCGAUAAAAAUGGAAUACUAAGAGUAGGUGGUCGUCUAAAAAAUGCUGAUAUGUCAUACAAGAUUAAGCAUCCAAUUUUGUUACCUAAGGAUCAUACGAUCACGAAAUUAGUCAUACGUAAUGAACAUAUUAAGAAUCUGCAUGCAGGGAUUCAGGCAACAAUGUAUGCUGUUCGAAACAAGUUUUGGCCAAUUUCAAUCAAAGUAACCACGCGUAAUAUUAUAAAGAAUUGCGUAACAUGUUUCAAACUUAAGCCUAGCAUGACUCAAACCAUCAUGAGUGACCUUCCUAGAUCGAGAGUGAACCCUUCUCAUCCGUUUGCGCAUACCGGUUUGGAUUUCGGUGGUCCGUUUGCUGUACAUAUCGAGCUGGUGGCUGAUUUGUCAUCGGAGGCAUUCUUAGGUGCGCUUAAGAGAUUCAUAGCAAGAAGAGGCAAGGUCUCUUGUUUAUACUCGGACAAUGGCACGAAUUUUGUGGGAGCAUCUCGGGAACUUAAUGAAUUGCAUAAAAUGUUCACUGAAGAACAAGUAGAUGAUGAUCCAGAUUCACCUGAUCUCUCGAUUUAUCGUCAAGUGAGAGGCAAGGGGACUCACAGCAGAAAAGCACCCCAAUCUGUGAGAGGCAAGGGGACUACAGUAGAAAAGCACCCCAAUCUAUGA
This is a messenger RNA of Wasmannia auropunctata (little fire ant), 2262 nucleotides long. RefSeq lists its product as uncharacterized. The transcript is spliced from 5 exons. Bases 1 to 2262 code for a protein of 753 amino acids. Gene Ontology annotation, molecular function: nucleic acid binding. Lineage: Eukaryota; Metazoa; Arthropoda; Insecta; Hymenoptera; Formicidae. The record is from RefSeq and is a predicted model, not a curated record.